AGAUAGAUGACUUAACAGGCCCUCAGCUGGAAAAAAUGUCCUCUCCUGUCCUCGCAGGAAAUACUUCUUUAGUAUUUAUAGAUCUGCGCCCAUGGAUGGGUACUAUUUCCGGAUAAAAUCUCGAAACAUUUUUUCUCACCGCAUUUGAAGACUAUGUAAGCUAUGUUGUUAGAGUUUGACGUCUUUCAUCUGGCUUAUGCGAAACAACUUCCUCGAAGGCUCUACACCUAAUGGACUAUGCAAACUUUAUGUUCACCUCAAGAGGACAAAUAUUGGCCCGCUUUCAUGUUAAUGUCAUUCUCUAUUCUUGCAUGUUGAAUGGCCGCUCAAGAACGGUUUCGAUUUGAGUAAAUAUCAUUUCCCAGGAAACACAAAAGAUUUGCAACCUAUCAAUGCCCGGCUGGCCCCUCCAAAGAUCUGUUUAUGACCCGCGCUUAACCAAUCGGAUGUCCCAGGUGUAAUUUAAUUUAGAAAUAUCAUAUUACAGGUGAGCCAAUCCGAGACAUUAUAAUCACACAGGUUUUUUGAUAAAAUCGCAUCUUUAAACACAAUCACAUUUCAACCAAUUAGUGGCUGUGAAAUGUUCUUUGUCCCUGGGGCGUAGCUAGAGAGAUCGCUAAUUGCUACACAAUAAAUGAUGUUCGAUCAUUUUACGGACUCGAGAUGGCAUAAUCACAACCAAACAGUCAAGUCUGCAGUGUUCCGUGUUUAGUAUCAAGUGCUCAGGAAGUCUGUGAUUCUCGGCGAAGAUGAAACCUGUAUGCCUCUUGUACAUUUCGCCGCUACUUCUUCUCGGCUUAGCUAACUCGUGCUGUGUUGAGUAUUCGAGCGGUCUCAAGAGAAAGUGGGAACUAUGGACACGUCCAUUUUUACGAAAACGUGCCGUGGAAAUCGCGCAAAAACGACUUCUCUCAAUUCUGGGACUAGAUAACUUUCCGACGCCUGGGCGACAUGUUAUUCCACACAAGUUCAUGCUGGAGCUGUACAGGAACCUUUCGAGCGGGACUUACAAAGGAAAUCUUAACCAUAAUAUGGUGCCGAGUGCUGUAGUCGGUAUAGUGGAUCAAGAACGCCGAGACAAUUCAGUGAGCAGAAACAGUCAGCAAGUAUUUUAUUUUAAUGUGAGUAACGUGCCUUCAUCGCAAACUAUCAUCGACGCAGAGUUACGGGUGUUGAGACUAUCCGUGGUCAAAGGUAAACCAUUUAUCAACUGGCACGGCACAACUUACAGAGCAAAGCUUUAUGGCAAGCGUAUGCUUGAUGUACCAAAUUUGUCUCCUUUUGAAUCAACUUCAAACCUCGAGCUUCUCGAUUCGAUCGAGUUUGACAUCGCCGAUCGGUCAUCGGAGAAUUGGAACGUGUUCUCUGUCAAAAGAGCGACUGAAAAGUGGCAGAAAGCAAGAGCGAAUUGUCACCAGCUUGAGUUACGCGUGGAAUCUCUGUUGAGUGGAGAGAACGUCCCACCGGAAGAGAUGGGCUUCGCUAAAGCCGGGCGCCUUCAUAACAAGCACGCUCUUCUCGUCGUGUAUACAAGCGAUGGGAAACCCUCUGAUCCCAUCCGGAAACCAGUGUCAUACGAAAACAAAGCCGAUGGUAACGCAAUAUCACGGGGAAAAAACACUGAGCUAAAACAGAACAAAAUCGACUCCGACUUGGAACACAGCAACCGGGUACGAAGAGACGCGAAAUCGAAAACCGGGGGAAGUAGCUUGAAGAAGCGAAGCAGAGGAACUAAAUCGAAGCGUCGACGCAAAAAAGAUUCCUGUCGCAGAAAACCCUUAUAUGUCGACUUUAACCAGCUUGGCUGGUCAAACUGGGUGAUAGCACCAAGAGGAUAUAACGCGUAUUUUUGUCAAGGACUCUGCGAGUUUCCUAUCGACAAUCAUUUAAAACCCACGAAUCACGCCACGGUACAGACGAUUCUGAACUCCGUGGCUCCUUCGCUUGCGCCUCAAGCGUGCUGCUCACCGAAUAAAUUCAGCGGUAUUAGCAUUUUGUAUAUGGACAGAAGCGACAAUAUCGUGUACAAGAAGUACGAAGAUAUGGUGGUUGAACGGUGUGGCUGUAAGUGAACGGAUUUAACGGGGGUAAUUGAUUGUAGGAGAAUCGACAAUACCUCUGUUUCUGAACGCGAUCUCAGGCAGUUCCUUCGCCUAUAGGUGCUGACUAAACUCCGGCACUACACGCGCGCGAAGCUAUCACUGGUUUUUAUUGAGUCAACACCUGACCAUGAGCUUAACGCAGAAACUGAGAGCCGUUGUCACCCGUCGGUGUUGUUUCAUAGAGUUCUCGAGACUUUCACAGACUUUCAACACUCGAGAGUACAUUGCCCGCGCGCAUACAUCUGCUCGGCGACGUCAAGUCAGAAUUUAUUCACGGGCCGGAUUCAAAUAAACCCCGCGCUGUGUUUACUCAAUUUCUUGAUCCUCGGAGAUGAUUUGGUUUGCAUAAUCGCAUUAAAAUUAUCACUGAUAUUGUUUAUGAACUCAGAACGUUUCUCGAAAAUACCCUCAGCAGGGAUGAAUGUCAGUUUAAAAGAGGUUUUUGCACCCUCGGCCGACAUCAGUGUCAGAGAUUACUUCGGUAUAACACAGCUGUGAGACGGCCGAAACGUAUUUAGCUCCAGAGUUCAAUUUGUAUUCUCACUGUAAUAUAGUCAUAGCGUAUUAUUCCACGGCAAGAUUUUUAGCACCUUGUUAUUUUUAUCAGAUGAACACACGCCUUCGUCUGUCAAAAAGUCACUAUUAAGUAUCAGUAUUAGUGAAAAAUAUUUAUACGUAAUUCUCGUGCCCGGAGCUAGGUAACUAUAAAGAGAGUCGGCUAGUCAACAGAGCAACAACGAUACGGUUAGUUUAUCCUUGAUUAGCGAACAAUCGAUUUUUUAGUUAUUAUUACCGCGCUCGAAUGUAAAUAGUGAAUAAUUUAUUUAUUCUUGACUUGAAAGGGAACAUAGAAAGCGCCCGAUUUUAUUGUUGUACUAUUUUUAUCUAGAGCCAACGAGGGCCAGUUAAAAGUGCAAUAGAAAUUGCGAUCUAAAAAUAAAUUGGUGUUCACUUGAUCGGCCUGUGGGCUUGAUAUGAGA
Orbicella faveolata is the source of this 3082-nucleotide messenger RNA. RefSeq names its product growth/differentiation factor 6-A-like. Gene Ontology annotation, molecular function: cytokine activity; growth factor activity. Gene Ontology annotation, cellular component: extracellular region. Lineage: Eukaryota; Metazoa; Cnidaria; Anthozoa; Scleractinia; Merulinidae. The record is from RefSeq and is a predicted model, not a curated record.